This is a messenger RNA of Neopsephotus bourkii (Bourke's parrot), 736 nucleotides long. RefSeq names its product stabilizer of axonemal microtubules 1-like. Gene Ontology annotation, biological process: microtubule anchoring. Gene Ontology annotation, cellular component: axonemal microtubule; sperm flagellum; cytoskeleton. The transcript is spliced from 4 exons. The record is from RefSeq and is a predicted model, not a curated record. Lineage: Eukaryota; Metazoa; Chordata; Aves; Psittaciformes; Psittacidae. Gene Ontology annotation, molecular function: microtubule binding. Bases 179 to 712 code for a protein of 177 amino acids.
UCCAAGUGGCAGCAGACAAGGCUUCCAUUCCCCGGUCAGAAGAGGUUUGAAAGCAGAGCUUCAGAAUUCUGGUUGCAGUGCCACCAAAGGCACAUCGGCAUCCUGCCCAAGGGAAGCAGCUAGUCAGCUGUGACAUGUAGUGCACACUGUACCAGUGUCUUGUGCUGUGUCCCUGCUUAUGGAGACCAUGUCUCCUGAAUCAGAUGAGCCUUUACAUGUAGUUCCACCCUUGAAGAAGUGCGUCUGUCAGCUGUGCUCCUGUGGAUGUCACCGUUGUCCACACCUCCCCUCCAGGCCCUAUGACAAGACUGAGAAGCCAUGCAUGCUGUCAGAGUACAAGGAGCAAUACCCCCCUCAUCCCAUCACUGCUCCUGAAGACUCAUUUAAGCCAAAGGCAGUGUACAAGGUGGCAGACAUACACAUGGAAGGCAUCUCAACUACAAAGAGAGAUUACAUAGCUCAGAAAGCGUCGCCAUGGAAACAUUUAUCACCUCAAAAGCAUGUCAAGAGUGAUGAGACUAUGGAUUGCACCACCACUAUUAAACAAGAUUAUAACUCCUACCCUAUCUCUCAAGUACCUCCACGCUUACCCUGUGAGAUGAAACACAUCCCCAAUGUCAAGAUGAAUACAAGAACCACUUAUGAAGGUAUGUGCCCUUGCAGCUUCUUUCAGGACUUCACCAUAGCUUCAUUUCUGAAAAGGACAGAUUAAAACACAAUGUCGUUGUUACUUCUU